AAUGCCUGGCCAGGCAGUACAAGUUAUCUCCACAUCGGAGGAGCACACAUUUCUAUUAAAUGAAGAUCAACUGAGUGAGGUGCUGAUGCGUGAAGAGGUCAAAGAUCGCUAUGUUUGUGUGGUCUCGGUGGCCGGAGCCUUUCGCAAGGGUAAAAGUUUUCUAUUGGAUUUUUUCCUUAGAUAUAUGUACUCGAAGUACGUUCGCCACGAUGUCACCGAUUGGUUGGGCGAUGAAAACUCUCCCCUCACCGGCUUCUCCUGGCGUGGCGGUUCAGAACGUGACACCACCGGCAUCCUAAUGUGGUCGGAUAUUUUCCUACACGAUUAUCCAAAUGGUGAUAAAAUUGCUAUUAUCCUACUGGACACCCAGGGAGCCUUUGACAGCCAGAGUACAGUGCGUGAUUGUGCCACAGUUUUCGCCUUGAGCACCAUGUUGUCAUCGGUGCAAAUUUACAAUUUGUCACAAAAUAUCCAGGAGGAUGAUUUGCAACAUCUGCAACUAUUCACAGAGUACGGCCGCUUGGCAUUGGCCGAUUCGGGCAAAAAACCCUUCCAACGUCUACAAUUUUUGGUGCGUGAUUGGAGUUUUCCCUAUGAGGCUGAAUAUGGUGCCGUUGGUGGUGAACAGAUUUUAAAGAAACGUUUGGAAAUAUCCGACAAACAACAUCCCGAGCUGCAAUCACUGCGUCGUCACAUUUCAUCGUGUUUCCAAGAGGUUGCCUGUUUCCUGAUGCCACAUCCCGGCCUCAAUGUGGCCACAAAUCCCAAUUUUGAUGGCCGGCUCAAGGAUAUAACCCCAGAAUUUAAACAAAGUCUACGCAGUUUGGUGCCAAUGCUAUUGUCGCCCGAUAAUUUGGUAUACAAGGAAAUUGGUGGUACACGUAUUCGUGCCCGUGAUCUCAUACAAUAUUUCCAAUCGUACAUGACCAUCUAUAAGGGUGAUGAGCUGCCCGAGCCGAAGAGUAUGUUGGUGGCCACCGCUGAGGCUAAUCACUUGACAGCCAUGGCUGCGGCCAAAGAAAUGUACAAUCAAUUAAUGGAAGAUGUUUGUGGUGGAACCCGGCCGUACUUAAGCACAGGACAUUUGGAGGCAGAACAUUUACGUGUUAAAGAUAAGGCGGUAUUUCAGUUCUUGGCGAAGCGCAAAAUGGGCGGUGAAGAUUUCACAGAAAAAUUCCGUCAACAAUUGGAUGCCGAUCUGGAGGAAAUGUACAUCAAUUAUAAAUCGCACAAUGAGAGUAAAAAUAUAUUUAAAGCUGCCCGUACCCCGGCUGUAUAUUUUGCUGUGGCUGUCAUCUUUUACAUUCUAAGCGGUAUCUUUGGUCUAGUGGGCAUGUAUACAUUUGCCAAUUUCAGCAAUUUAAUUAUGGGCAUAGCUCUAUUGACAUUGGCAUUGUGGGCAUAUAUAAGAUAUAGCGGCGAACUAAGUGAUUUUGGUGUUAAAUUAGAUGAUUUUGCGACGUUACUGUGGGUCAAUUUUAUGAAACCCAUCUAUCAAGGUUGCAUGGAAAAGGGCAUACAACAUGUGGCCACACAUGCGGCUGAACAUGUGGUCGGUGGCGGUAGAACUACAUCGCUGAAUGGCAAGGUCAAAAGUUCAUGAGAAUACGCCAAAAAUGCCAUGCCCAAAAAAGCCCGCGAAACUAAUAAAAACCUAAAUAAAAAUAAUAAUUCUAAUAGUGGUAGUGGUGGUGGUGAAGGAAGAGGAGGUGGAGGAGUAGGGGCUAAGCCCAAGGCAAAUAAUGAAAAAGGGCCAC
This is a messenger RNA of Musca vetustissima, 1757 nucleotides long. RefSeq names its product atlastin (gene atl). Gene Ontology annotation, biological process: endoplasmic reticulum organization; protein homooligomerization. The transcript has 5 exons. Bases 2 to 1603 code for a protein of 533 amino acids. The record is from RefSeq and is a predicted model, not a curated record. NCBI's taxonomy places the organism in Eukaryota, Metazoa, Arthropoda, Insecta, Diptera, Muscidae. Gene Ontology annotation, molecular function: GTP binding; GTPase activity.